Messenger RNA from Triticum turgidum subsp. durum (durum wheat), 351 nucleotides. NCBI's taxonomy places the organism in Eukaryota, Viridiplantae, Streptophyta, Magnoliopsida, Poales, Poaceae. The record is from the annotation of a GenBank genome assembly.
AUGGCGGAGGAACCGUCCGCCAAGCGUCAUCAUGCCGAGACGUCGGACAAGAGGAGCAACCUCGUCGACAUUAAAGUCCCCGGCGAGAAGCGCAACUACACCAGAAUGCUCAAAGGGGUUGAGCUCCACGGCAAGGAGACGAUGGAGAUCGUCUGCACCAGCGAACUAGACAAGGCCGACGAGGUGAUCUCCAGGCUGUGGAUGAAGCUUGGCGGCAGGUUUCGUAGGAUCGUCGGUGUUGGUGUGCACUACACCAACGAAGAUGAACCUCCCCAGAUGGCGGCAGUCCUGCAGUUGUGCGUCGACGAACUCUGCUUGGUGUACCACAUCGCCGCGGCCACAAAAUGGUGA